AUGUCCACUCAAAACUUAAACACUGGCCCAGCCAAGCACUCUGGACACAAGGAAGCCACUGAAGAUCACACUGUAGCUGCCAAGCUUGAGUCUCAAGCUGAAGGAGGAGACUACGAAGCGCUCUUGAAAAGUCGAAUCCUCGACAACAGUCAAGUCUCUCGUGCUGCUUUGUACGACGAAUCAGACUUCCUCUGUGUCGCUUCGUCACCCAAGCAAUUUAACGUAGAACCAGAUGAUGUCAGAAAGAUUCUCGAUGGUCUCUUGACUUUUGCUAGACAAGGCGAUCCCACAGCUGCAUCUGGGGAUGGUCAAGCCCCACAGAACUUGAAGCUUGGUAGUGAGGGAAGCGCCUCCGUCAAGACUGGUAAUGCAGAUUACAUAGUUGCGGAACUGUCCGGCAAGCUCAUCAUCGCUAGUCGAACGGCCAAGCUCGUGCUGAUUGUGGAAGGUGCUGAUGGAGCCAACCAAGCGCCCCUAGAGAACACCGUGCAGUCAUUCACCGAGGGUUUACAAAAGUUGACAGAUCGGGUCGUCAACUUGAACACGAAGUUGAGUGAUUAG
Messenger RNA from Kwoniella botswanensis, 561 nucleotides. RefSeq lists its product as uncharacterized. NCBI's taxonomy places the organism in Eukaryota, Fungi, Basidiomycota, Tremellomycetes, Tremellales, Cryptococcaceae. The record is from RefSeq and is a predicted model, not a curated record. Gene Ontology annotation, molecular function: actin binding. The coding region runs from base 1 to 561 and encodes 186 amino acids. The transcript has 6 exons.